CCUGACCUAAUGUAAGCAGCUGUUAGAGGGUUGUCUGUCUGUGUGGGGGUUUUGAGCACCCAGACUGUACCUCAACCCAGUCUGUGUUUACCACUGACAGUAUCAGCUCCAGGGUGUUUAACACCUUUUUACAGGGCAUAAGAGUUCUUAGUGGAGGCAGGAGACAAAAAGCAUUUCAUGUCGUCUCCAAACUCUACCACCGUCUCCUACCCUCCUACUUUGCUCCUGGUUGGCAUCCCUGGGCUGGAGAAGGAGCAGUUCUGGCUUGCCUUCCCCUUCGGCAUGAUGUAUGCCAUUGCUGUGCUGGGGAACAUCACCCUUCUCGUCUUUCUAAAGACAGAGCCAAGUCUGCAUGAGCCCAUGUACCUCUUCCUGGCCAUGCUGGCCUUCACCGACCUCGUCCUCUCCACAGCCGCUCUACCCAAAAUGCUCAGCAUCUUCUGGCUGGGCUCUGGGGAGAUUGGGUUUCUCUCCUGCCUUGUUCAGUUGUUCUUCAUCCACGCCUUCUCGUCAGUGGAGUCAGGCGUGCUCAUGGCCAUGGCCUUGGAUCGCUAUGUUGCCAUCUGCUACCCGCUCCGGCACUCCAGCAUCCUCUCCGUGCCGGUGGUGGUGACCCUUGGGAGCCUGGUGCUGGCCCGCGGGGUCGUUCUGGUGAGUCCCUUCUGCUUCCUGCUCCGCAGAUUGCCCUUCUGCCAGCGGCACAUCAUCUCCCACUCCUACUGCGAGCACAUGGCUGUGGUGAAGCUGGCCUGUGGGGAGACCACAGUCAAUGCCAUUUACGGGCUCUUUGUGGCUUUUGUGCAGGCGGGGUUUGAUGUGAUCGUGAUAUUUGUGUCUUACACAAAAGUCCUGCAGGUAGUAACGAGGCUGCCAUCCACAGAGGCAAGGCUCAAGGCCUUCAGCACUUGUGCAUCCCAUGUCUGUGUCAUCUUGGCACUUUACACCCCUGCCCUCUUCACAUUCCUCACCCACCGCUUUGGGCAGAACAUCCCCCACUCUCUCCAUAUCAUGGUGGCCAAUCUCUACCUGCUGCUGCCCCCCGUGUUAAGCCCCAUCAUUUAUGGGGUGAGAACCAAACCGAUCCGGGACAGAGUGGUCCUCCUCUUCCGGCAGAAGGCAACCUGACCCACACCUAUGUGCCUCAAAGCAUGCACAGAAUUUACUGAGGACCUUGGCAGAUUUCCUGAGGGGUAAAGUUAUGACCCUUUUUUCAGGAGAAUCCCUUCCUCAAUGCCUGGAGUUUAAACAGGGCACU
This is a messenger RNA of Dromaius novaehollandiae (emu), 1255 nucleotides long. RefSeq names its product olfactory receptor 52R1-like. Gene Ontology annotation, biological process: G protein-coupled receptor signaling pathway. NCBI's taxonomy places the organism in Eukaryota, Metazoa, Chordata, Aves, Casuariiformes, Dromaiidae. The transcript has a single exon. Gene Ontology annotation, cellular component: plasma membrane. Gene Ontology annotation, molecular function: G protein-coupled receptor activity; olfactory receptor activity. The coding region runs from base 178 to 1125 and encodes 315 amino acids. The record is from RefSeq and is a predicted model, not a curated record.